AUGAUCUGGUUCCUGGUUCUCGAUAGGCUGAUUAAGGCGGCAGAUUCCGUUCCGCGCUGGUGUGAUGCGGGCAGAAUUUAUCAUUCGCCCCUCAGGCUUUCUUCUCCCCUUGAAGUUUUCUUCCUUCACCAAUUACCUCCACCCCCAUUCGUCUUACGCGUGUUGAUCAUGGAUAUCAUCCUAGAACUGUGGGACACCUUCAUUGGUGAUCGCCUGUAUUCCACCCUCCUCCCGACCUCCCUCUCAUCCGCGUCCAUCCCGAGCUUUGUCAAUGUUGCCAACAGUUCCCUCUCCUUGUUCGGCGCCGCUGAGCCUUUCAUCUAUGAGCCAGCUACCCAACUACUUCGCCUAGAGCCCACUAAAUAUGCCUAUCUCAGCGCAUGGCCGCGGAACAACAUUUACCGCCAAUUCACCAGCUUCUUCUUGAUCACUUGGUAUGCGCCACUCCCUGCAAAACCACCCCCUUUCGAUCUAAUGUUUCUCGAAACUAACUUCAAGCUCAGGAUCUUUGGUCUUCUAGUCUAUUUCGUCGUUGCGACACUCUCCUACAUCUUCGUUUGGGACAAAACCACCUACAAACACCCUAAAUUCCUACGAAACCAGAUCUCCAUGGAAAUCAGACAAGCCAUGGAGUCUAUGCCCCCAAUGGCCCUGUUGACUGCACCUUUCUUUGUUCUGGAAGUACGAGGAUAUGCCAAACUCUACGACACCGUCGCCGAGGAACCAUUUCCCUUCUACAGCAUCUUGCAGUUCCCAUUUUUCAUCUUCUUUACCGAUUUCUUUAUCUACUGGAUUCACCGUGGCUUGCAUCACCCUCGCGUUUAUAAGGCCCUCCAUAAGCCGCAUCACAAGUGGAUUAUGCCCAGCCCUUUCGCUUCCCAUGCCUUCCACCCCCUGGAUGGCUGGUCUCAGAGUGUGCCAUACCAUGUGUUUCCUUUCAUCUUCCCUCUCCAAAAAGUGGCUUAUGUCUUCCUGUUCGGAUUCAUCAACCUCUGGACUGUCUUCAUUCACGAUGGUGAGUAUGUUGCCAACAGCCCGAUCGUGAACGGCGCCGCAUGCCACACCAUGCAUCAUUUGUAUUUCAACUACAAUUAUGGGCAGUUCACCACCCUCUGGGACCGUCUUGGUGGCAGCUACCGCAAGCCUAACGAAGAGCUUUUCCGACGCGAGACCAAAAUGGGCGAGAAGGAAUGGAAGCGCCAAGCCAAGGAGAUGGAAGCCAUUCUCGAAACCGUGGAAGGUGUUGAUGACCGCAGCUACUCCUCAGAAGAUAAGAAGAAAAACAUCUGA
Messenger RNA from Penicillium angulare, 1290 nucleotides. Its product is annotated as sterol desaturase family protein. Gene Ontology annotation, biological process: lipid biosynthetic process. Lineage: Eukaryota; Fungi; Ascomycota; Eurotiomycetes; Eurotiales; Aspergillaceae. The record is from RefSeq and is a predicted model, not a curated record. The transcript has a single exon. Gene Ontology annotation, molecular function: oxidoreductase activity; iron ion binding. Bases 1 to 1290 code for a protein of 429 amino acids.